Chiloscyllium plagiosum (whitespotted bambooshark) is the source of this 2306-nucleotide messenger RNA. Its product is annotated as cytosolic arginine sensor for mTORC1 subunit 2-like. The record is from RefSeq and is a predicted model, not a curated record. Gene Ontology annotation, molecular function: arginine binding. Lineage: Eukaryota; Metazoa; Chordata; Chondrichthyes; Orectolobiformes; Hemiscylliidae. Gene Ontology annotation, biological process: negative regulation of TORC1 signaling.
CAGAACAACGGGCCCUAAUGUACCAGCGCUGGCAGUUAGCAGAGUGUUUCCUUCUCCCUCAGAGUGUAUUGUACAUUGACAAAGGCGAUUCACUGGGCACCGUUGGAUAUUGUACUCGACUUGACAGUGUGUCUGUGUAUGAGGGGAGGAGGAGAGAAAGAUACACACACAGGCAGGGAAAAAGAACCAAAACAAUAAUGUGAGAGAGGGAGAGAGAAAGAAAAAAAAUUGCAUUUACGAGUGGGGGAAGGAGGGCGAUUCUGAGGGAAAGAAAGAGACUGGGGAGGGAGGGAGCUUGGGAAAGUGUGUGUCUCCGAGGGGGAGGCGGGUAUUAUAAGUAAAGGAUGGACCUUCACAUUUUGGAGCACCGGCUCAGGGUGACCAGCCUGAGCAAAGCCGGCCUGGAGCGGUACACCCACGGACUCAUCAAACUCGUCUUCUUGCGGGACAAGACCAGGUGUAAGUUUUUCAGCCUGACCGAAAUGCCCGAUGACUACACGUUAGUGUUAGAUGAGGAGGGAUUUAAAGAAUUGCCUCAGACAGACUAUCUACAAGUGGCAGAAGCAACAUGGUUGGCCCUGAAUGUUGUGUCCAAUGGCCAUUCAUCAACCAGUUCUCAGACAAUUGGAGUGACAAAGAUAGCAAAAUCAGUGAUCGCUCCCCUAGCCCAACAUAAUGUUUCUGUAUUCCUAUUGUCAACCUACCAGACUGACUUCAUACUGGUACGGGAAAGUGAUUUACCAGCGGUUGUUCACACCCUUUCUGAAGAAUUCAGUAUCUUCAAAGAGGAGAAUGGUGAAUCAGUGCCAGUGGAUUGUAACAAUGUCACAAAUGGCUUUGUAAAACCCAAAACUGCUGCCAGCCCCACAGUUCAUCCAGUGUUAAGUCCCAAGAACCAAUUCUGUGUAAUGAGCUUGGACCCAGAUACUCUUCCCACUAUUGCCACUAUUCUCAUGGAUGUAAUGUUCUACUCUGCAAGUUUGAAAGCUCUGCCUGCUGAUCAGGAUCUUGACUACAUUCGUUUCUUUUCUUUUUCAUUGAUCGAUGGCUAUAUUUCAAUAGUAGUGGACACACAGACACAGAAGAGGUUUCCCAGCAACCUGCUGCUCACCAGUGCCUCGAGUGAGUUAUGGAGGAUGGUGCGGAUAGGUGGACAGCCCCUGGGAUUUGAUGAAUGUGGGAUUGUUGCACAGAUCUCCGAGCCUCUAGCAAAUGCUGACAUUUCUGCGUACUAUAUCAGCACCUUCAAUUUUGACCAUGCACUGGUGCCUGAAGAAGAUAUUGAUAAUGUUAUUACUAUGCUGCAUAGACGUCAGAAUGGUGAAAGAUAGCCGAGAUUGCUCGACGUUAUAUUUACAAUGUCUUCAUCAAGUUGAUGUGUCAAUUUCGGAGACCAGAAAUUAUUGUCUCUCAAAAACCUAUGCUAUCAGCAUAAGGCAGACAUUUAGACUGGGUUUUCUACAAUAUUUAAUAGUUGAACAAUUUACUUAGAAUAACGCUUGCUAAUUUUCUUCAGAAAGGUUUUAGUUGAAUUCUGUUUACUACUUCAAUGAUUGAACUCUUAUGCACAGCCAUGAAAAUUUGCAUUACCAUUUUGCACUAAGACCUUCAAUGUGUGGGUGGUCUUGUUCAAAGACCUGGAAAAUGUUCCUGUUUUGCUUCACAAGGGUAAAGUGGAUAUUGUGUGCAGAAUGGUUUAAAACAACAUAUAAUGCAAGUAAGUCUGGUCACAAACCUUGAAACAUUUGAGUUUUAUCAGACUCCAACCCAAGGUUGUCUUUAAGCCUGAAGAAAAUUGGAGGACGUUGGGAAUUGUUGAGGGGAAGACGCUAAAAGCUUUACUCAACUAUUGGAAUUAGUCCAUGGAUGAAUUUUUAAUCCGACGCAGGCUGCAAAGAAUUAUACUUUAAUUUUCCAUGAAAAUCUUAUCUAAUUCAUUACUAAGUAUUUUCAUAUACUUGCAGUUAUAAUCUUCCUUGAUCUGUAAUUAAGUGGUGCUGCUACUCUUGCAUUACAGCAAGCUUCCUUCAUCUCUGAAGGCCAAAAAGAUGUGAUCAAGGAAUGUGGAAUUAAAAAGCUGGCAUCUUGUGGUUUUUAUUAAUGAAAACGUUCAACAGGUGCUUUAGUUACACGGCAACCAGAAUAUGCUGAGGAGUGAUUUUAAAUUUAAAAGUUUAUUACUUUCAGUUCAGGAACUGAAGCUGUAACUGUGAAGCUAAUUACUGAGCAGAUAUCUGGUUGCUGACUGUAAACUUGUUUCUUUGGGAUUGUUUAAGUCUUAUUAAAAUUAGAACUAAUUUGUGAAA